This is a messenger RNA of Cannabis sativa, 384 nucleotides long. RefSeq lists its product as uncharacterized. The coding region runs from base 73 to 384 and encodes 103 amino acids. NCBI's taxonomy places the organism in Eukaryota, Viridiplantae, Streptophyta, Magnoliopsida, Rosales, Cannabaceae. The record is from RefSeq and is a predicted model, not a curated record. The transcript is spliced from 3 exons.
CGUACCCAGAUCACGUUAUCUGGAGAGGAUUUGCAGCAGGUUGCUACGUGUGACUACAUCGGCAACCAGGGAAUGUUGUUUGGAAUGAUGCACAUAUGGGAGAGCAUCAACGGUCUGAGAAAAAUUUUCAAGUUUUACGACCCAGAGCUUCUCAUAGUGCAUGGGAUCAACGAUGAAGAAAAGAGUCAGUCUUUUGACGAUGCGGCAAGACGAUUGGCUAAUUGGUUAUCAUUAAUGAACAACAACCACCAAAUGUUCUUUAUUCCUUGGAAUAUCGGGAUGCAUUGGACGCUAGUGGUGGUUACGCCAAGGAAAAUUAUCCAUUUAAACCCUAUAAGUGGCCGCCCAAUUUCCGAAGUAAUAGAACAAAUGAUCGGAAGGUAA